This is a messenger RNA of Aspergillus pseudonomiae, 1315 nucleotides long. RefSeq names its product HNH endonuclease signature motif containing protein. Bases 39 to 1181 code for a protein of 380 amino acids. Lineage: Eukaryota; Fungi; Ascomycota; Eurotiomycetes; Eurotiales; Aspergillaceae. The record is from RefSeq and is a predicted model, not a curated record. The transcript is spliced from 4 exons.
GGGUCUUCCUCCUCAUUUCACCUCAGUUUCAUCCAACCAUGGCUCCCCGCUCAAAACGCCAGCGAUCGGCAUCCCCGUCUGCUUCGGCCCCUCGUCGAAGGUCGAAACGUCUCGAAGCGAAGUCUGCAGGCUCAUCUCGGCAGCAACAGAGAGGCUUAUCAGUUAUGUCUACUGAAACUGAGUCUUCGGUGACCUGGCCGUUCUUGGCGGCAGCAGCGAUGGAAAGAAUAGCGAAAUACCAGCCCCAACAUCGAGCUCACGAACAGAUACUCCAACCCUCCUUGGGUGCUUUUGUCACGUGGUUACCAGCAGGCGGCCGGGAAUCCGUGGCGAGAGAUAUUGUGGACGCGACUACGGAUAAGGAUCUUUACGAUGUCUUUCAUAAUCUACUUACCAGCCUUGCGGUACCUAUGAAAGCUCGCUCCAAGCAACCAUCUGUCACAGAAUCGCCCCACCCUAGACGGCAGGCGAAUGUCGAGGUUGUAGCCGCAACACUUGACCAACCAGAAAUUCGUGAUCCAACUUUCCGGGACCUUUGUCUACGGCGUGAUAGCAAUUGCUGCGUCGUAACCGGCCACAUGGACACUGACUACUGGGAGACGAUUGGAUGUCCAGAUGAUAUCAAUUUCGGCCCCACUGAAGGCGCACAUAUUAUUCCAUUUUCUUAUGCAUCAUGGGACAAGUCAUCGGCACCACCAAAUGAUACCUCAAGUGCAUGGGAGGUGCUCUGGCGCUGUUUCCCCCGUGUUCGACAAGAAGGAUUACGAGUCGAAACCAUUAACAAUCCAUCAAAUGGAAUAACGCUACGAAACUCUGUCCAUACCGAGUUUGGGAAAUUCUCUAUCGCUCUCAAGCCUACUGACAGUGAUGACACAUAUGAGGUUAAGGUCUUCAGGCGAUACCCAAAACCGGACAGACAAUUCCUUCCUGGGAGUGGCUAUAUUGAAUUGAAGAAAGCACAUGAUGCACAAGGCCUGGACCUCCCUAACCGUGCCCUUUUAGAGUGUCAUUACAGACUUGCGGAGAUCCUAAACGCAUCAGGGAUGGCAGAGGUGAUUGAGCGCAGUUUUCGGGAAUGGGAGGACCUCAAAGGCAGUUCUUGCCACUUACUCAGAGAGGAUGGGGGUACGGAUGUCGAGAAGUUUUUACGCACUGGCCUGUGGGAACGCGUGAUCGGAUAAAAAAACAGUUCUCUGCUAUCAUGCAUAAUAUCCUGGCAUUACACCGCACAAUAUAUGCAGUGACUGGACGUCUGAUAGUGAACCAAGGAAGACAGAAGUUACGUGGUGAUUACCAGGCUCCCCCGUCGCUCACA